AUGUCUGAGAAGAAGGGAAGGAAAGAGGAAGUGGUGACCAGAGAGUACACCAUCAACCUCCACAGACGCCUCCACAGCUGUACCUUUAAGAAGAAGGCACCAAAGGCCAUUAAGGAGAUCAGGAAGUUCGCAGAGAAAGCCAUGGGGACGAAGGACGUUAGGGUAGACGUGAAGUUGAACAAGCAGAUAUGGAGCAGAGGAAUCAGAGGUCCUCCAAGGAGGAUUAGGGUCCGUGUUGCUCGUAAGAGAAACGACGACGAAGACGCAAAGGAAGAGUUUUUCUCACUUGUCACUGUUGCUGAGAUCCCUGCUGAAGGACUCAGUGGACUUGGCACUAAGGUCAUCGACGAGGAGGAUUGA
Eruca vesicaria subsp. sativa (arugula) is the source of this 360-nucleotide messenger RNA. The record is from the annotation of a GenBank genome assembly. NCBI's taxonomy places the organism in Eukaryota, Viridiplantae, Streptophyta, Magnoliopsida, Brassicales, Brassicaceae.